Molecule: messenger RNA, 2034 nt
Organism: Acyrthosiphon pisum (pea aphid)
Lineage: Eukaryota; Metazoa; Arthropoda; Insecta; Hemiptera; Aphididae
Exons: 3
Coding region: 333-1505 (390 amino acids)
Biological process (GO): positive regulation of axonogenesis; regulation of cell shape; regulation of GTPase activity
Cellular component (GO): plasma membrane; semaphorin receptor complex
Molecular function (GO): semaphorin receptor activity
Source: RefSeq, a predicted model, not a curated record
AUAGUGUAAUAUUUUAUGAAACUAUACAUUAUUAUGGCGACCGCUGGUCGUUUAAUAUAGUGCGCCGUGAUUUAACAAUAAAAUAAAUUUAAUAAUGAAAUAUCUUAAAGCACACCAUAAGACUUUAUACCUCUAGUUUUAAUUUAUAACCGGUAUAUUUUCAGAAAAGAAGUGAAAAUUCAGAAAGUUGUAAGUACUACUAUUUCUACGACUGGGAUUCAGCGCUUCUCUAACUCAAAUUUAUUAGCAGAAAUCUGGAAGGAGUCAAUAAUAAUAAAAUAAUUGUUUGUGAAUGAACAAUAUCUUGGGACAUACAACAAUUGAAUAGCACCAUGGCUAAUUGCAAAAAGUAUGGCAAAAAAAAAAAUUAUUUGAACCACAAUUCUAAGAAUGGACUUUUAUUACUUAUAUAUACAAUGGCUCUGAUAUUUGAAUCACAUGGUACCACACUAGGAACAGACUUAAAUAAUGAAAACUGCUCAGAUGCAUUGACGUGCACCAAAUGUACAAUCAAAGCUCAAUGUGCAUGGUCCUUAGAAGAACAGGAGUGUGUCAACUACAAUCACUUUCACUUGUCAAAUCUUACAAUCUACGGUAAAGAGAAAUGUCCACGAUUUUCAGUAGUUAAAAAAUAUGAAUAUAAUAAUACAAUUAAUCAUUUGGAAUACAUAGUUAAGGUAUCAAACGAUCAUGUGAAUUUCAUGAAAUAUCUUAAAGAAAGUAAAUUCAUUUGUAAUUCAACGACAAUAGAUUUUUAUAAUAAAACCAUAAAAAAUGACGAGAUUAUAUGUACAGCAACAAUUUUGACAACUAACUUUAAGUUGCACAGUGUGCAAUCAUUUACUGCAUUUAUUUAUAUUAAAUUUAAUAGAGUCUUACUGCGCUUGGAAAACGUUACCGAUCACUAUGUAACGUUUUAUGAACACGAAUGUGCCGAGGACAAAAAGGACGAAAACUGUGCGACUUGCACGUGGAAUGAAUAUGGCUUCGCACACUACAUUAGAUUGUGUUCGUCAGGAAACUCCUGUGAAGGUCGCAAUGAAUUGUACCUGUGGCACAAUGAUGUUGGAAAAUCUUGGAAUUCUAAGACGCGAGAAGUCAAUAAUCAAUGUGCCGAAAUAAACGUGACAUCCGUCGAUCCACUAUCUGGGACAAUGGCUGGUGGCACGACUAUAACGAUUACCGUAAAGAACCACUUGAUAUUUGAGGAGAACCGAACGGUAAUGGUGACGGUGGCCGGAAUGGUUUGUGCGGACCCCAGGACAUCCGGACCCGAGACAAUCACUUGCAUCACGACACCACCACCUGACGACACAAUAUAUGCAGCACCAUCCGGUCCGGUCUUGGUUAAGUACACGUCACAUGAACGCGAGUUGAUUAUCGAGUCGUCACAGAAAUUUCACUAUUACGUUGAUAUUAGCGCCGGCACAUCCCGUCUCGUAAUUAACCCAUAUAUUAUUAUGGUACAAUUUUCGUUUUUUGUGUUUUACACAAAAGUAGUGUAGUAAAAUCAUUUAUAAUUUUUAAUUUACAUUAGAUACACAUCUAAUAAUUAAUAUAAUGUUGAUGACUUGGUCAUCAACAUAAUAUUUAUAAGUAAAAAAUAUUUUAUACAAACAACAAUUUGUAACACAUAACUCCAGGAUGGAGCAAUAUGGCACCUUUUAAUGUCAAACCUAUGUCUAAUCUAUGUCUUUCUUUAUUGUUCGGCCUUAUGCCUCAUAUUUAUUAUCAAUGUUGUUAGAAUAAAAUUGUUUUCUGUUAUUGCAGCCAACAUUGUUUUUCAUCUCAUAUUGUUUUUUGUCACUCACUCGUGUUGUUAUGUUUUUUUUUCGUACAAUUUUUUUUGGUACACACAAAACACUUAUGUUUUCUUUAUUACAAUUAUGUUAAAUUGAUCUGUGUGGUCGAUGUGACCAGAAAUAUUAUUAUUUUGUAUUUUCACUGCGACAAGUCAAUGAGACAAGAUAUAUUAUUAUUAAUAUUGAAAUAAAGCCUCGUCGUUACCAACAGUUAAACGACAUUUGUAUAUUA